Pygoscelis adeliae (Adelie penguin) is the source of this 1119-nucleotide messenger RNA. It is a transcript of the gene ENOSF1, whose product is annotated as enolase superfamily member 1. Gene Ontology annotation, biological process: carbohydrate catabolic process. NCBI's taxonomy places the organism in Eukaryota, Metazoa, Chordata, Aves, Sphenisciformes, Spheniscidae. Gene Ontology annotation, molecular function: magnesium ion binding; hydro-lyase activity. The record is from RefSeq and is a predicted model, not a curated record.
AUGGCCACCCAGAUCUGGGUGCAAAUCAUAUGUGCUGUCACGGCUUUCUUUAUUCACGUGGUCAAUAGAGACAUGGGAGAAAUUGUCAACAACUUUGGAGGCUUCUACAGAGAGCUCACCAGCGACAGGCAACUCUGCUGGAUUGGACCAGAGAAGGGUGCUGUGCACUUGGCCAUAGCUGCCAUCCUGAAUGCUCUGUGGGCCAUGCGAGAGGAAAAGUUAAUGCUCAUGGGAUCUCAGUAUAAGAAUGCUCAUUGUUUCAGAGAGAUUCCCUGCUCCUGGUUGCCCUCAUUUGCACAUCUGGAUGCCAAACAAUUGCCAUUCUACAUGGAUUUCAGGUAUACUACUGAUGUGCUAACAGAUGAAGAAGCUUAUGAAAUACUCCAAAAUGGCCUGCUUGGGAAAAAGGAAAGGGAAGACCAAAUGUCGAAGCAUGGGUAUCUGGCUUAUACAAGAUCCUGUGCCUGGCUGGGCUACUCAGACAGGAUACUCAAGAGAUUAUGCACAUAGGCCUUGAGAGAAGGCUGGACAACGUUCAGAGUAAAGGUGGGUGCAGAUCUGCAGGAUAAUAUUUGCAGAUGCAGAUUGAUAUGAGAAAUGAUUGGCCUAGACAAAAUAGUGAUGCUGGACGCAAACCAACAAUGGGAAAUAAAGAAAGCAAUAGAGUGGGUCACUACAGCUGAGUUUAAACCCUCGUGGAUUAAGGGGCCAACUUUUCCAGAUGAGGAUAUGCAUGUCCAGAUGGGACAUGCAACCGUUCCAAAGGCCUUAGCACCACUAGGAAUUGGUGUGGCAACCAGAAAACACUGCCACAACAGAGUGAUAUCUAAACAGCUUCUACAAGCUAAGGCCUUGAGUUAUCUCAAAAUUGACAGCUGCAGGCUGGGAAGUGUGAAUGAAAACUUCUCUGUGCUGCUGAUGGCCAAAAAUUCCAGAGUAAGGCUCUGCAAGCAUGGACUUGGGGGUCUCUGUGAAUUAGUUCAGCACUUGAUAAUAUUUGAUUAUAUUCCAGUAUCUGAAAGCCUUGAAAGCAGGUACUCGAAACCUGGGCUGUACUCCAUAUUCAGACACUUCACAGAUGCCAGUCACUAUGGUAGCAAACUCACCAAGUCAGACUAA